Adelges cooleyi (spruce gall adelgid) is the source of this 3753-nucleotide messenger RNA. RefSeq names its product potassium voltage-gated channel protein Shaw (gene Shaw). Gene Ontology annotation, biological process: protein homooligomerization; potassium ion transmembrane transport. Lineage: Eukaryota; Metazoa; Arthropoda; Insecta; Hemiptera; Adelgidae. The record is from RefSeq and is a predicted model, not a curated record. Gene Ontology annotation, molecular function: delayed rectifier potassium channel activity; protein binding. The transcript has 7 exons. The coding region runs from base 596 to 2284 and encodes 562 amino acids. Gene Ontology annotation, cellular component: dendrite membrane; neuronal cell body membrane; voltage-gated potassium channel complex.
UUUUUGGGUUUUUUUUUAAUACUUAUUUAAUUACCGCAAAACCGACUUUUCGCCUCUUCGUGUCGUGCCGUACACAAUAAUAAUAAUAUUUGCCGUUGUCGUUAUAGAUUUACAUAUUUUAUCUCCUUCGAAAAUAUAAUAUAAUUUAAUUUAUUUCCCGGCAUUUCCGUUUUGCCGCCCGGCGGCGGUCAUCGUACUUCCGGUCGUCGUUGUGGAUAUUAUAUUGAAAUUUUGGCAAAUUCCCACGGUCAAAGGCGGCCAAGCCGAGACGGCAUGGCGACGAUGCGUAAACCCAAAGAUCCCGGGAAUUUCGCAGAAGGAUAUACAUGUCACGUCGACUCUUCCUCGGGGACGAGGUUGAACUUGCAUUAAGAACUGCGAUUCGCAUCGCCGUGAAAAACCGACACCGCUGAACGUCGCCAGUGACCACCGACCUAACAGAAUGGGGUUGGAUACCAGCGAACGGGCCGGGAGGUACGCGGUCGUGGUGCAAUCCAGCCGUCAGUCAUGAGCGCGACGGCAUGCUGAGGUAGAGGACCUCGUCGCCGUCGGACUGCACAGAAUUAGUGGCGACGACGAAUCCGUUCUGGUAAACAUGGUAGGCAGUCACCAGCAGCAAAACCAGGGAGGCCCCAUCUGCGGUGGCACCAUGAUGAACAUGCUAAACGUCGACGCCGAAAACCGGGUGGUGCUCAACGUGGGCGGCAUAAGACACGAGACCUACAAGGCCACCCUCAAGAAGAUACCGGCCACCCGAUUGAGUAGGCUGACCGAAGCGUUGGCCAACUACGAUCCGGUGCUCAACGAAUACUUCUUCGACAGGCAUCCCGGUGUGUUCGCCCAGGUCCUCAACUACUACAGGACCGGCAAACUACAUUACCCGACAGACGUGUGCGGGCCGCUUUUCGAAGAAGAAUUGGAAUUUUGGGGCCUAGACGCGAACCAAGUAGAGCCCUGUUGCUGGAUGACCUACACUCAGCACAGGGACACGCAAGAAACGCUGGCCGUCUUGGACCGGCUGGAUUUGGACACGGAAAAGCCAAGCGACGAGGAAAUGGCUCGGAAAUUCGGUUUCGAGGAGGCUUUCUUUCAGGGUAGACUCACCUGGUGGCAGCGGUUCAAGCCCCAGCUGUGGUCCAUGUUCGACGAACCGUACUCGUCGAAUACCGCCAAGAUCAUCGGCAUCGUUUCCGUGUUCUUCAUAUGCGUGUCCAUCUUGUCGUUCUGCCUGAAGACCCAUCCGAACAUGCGGGUGCCGGUCAUCAAGAACAUCACGGUGAACACGUCGCACAACACGACCGCGUGGGUGCUGGACAAGACGCAGACGAACGCGCACGAGGCGUUCUUCUACAUCGAGUACGUGUGCAACGCGUGGUUCACGUUCGAGAUACUCGUCCGGUUCAUUGCGUCGCCGAACAAGUGCGAGUUCGUCAAGGCGUCCGUCAACAUCAUCGACUACAUAGCCACCGUCAGCUUCUACAUCGACCUGAUCCUGCAGAAGUUCGCCGCCCACCUGGAGAACGCCGACAUACUGGAGUUCUUCUCGAUCAUCCGGAUCAUGCGGCUGUUCAAACUGACCAGGCACUCGUCCGGCCUGAAGAUCCUGAUGCAGACGUUCCGGGCGUCGGCCAAGGAGCUGACGCUGCUCGUGUUCUUCCUGGUGCUGGGCAUCGUGAUAUUCGCCAGCCUGGUGUACUACGCGGAGCGCAUCCAGGCCAACCCGCACAACGACUUCAACAGCAUACCGCUGGGCCUGUGGUGGGCGCUGGUCACCAUGACCACCGUGGGCUACGGCGACAUGGCGCCCAAAACGUACGUGGGCAUGUUCGUGGGUGCGCUGUGCGCGCUGGCCGGCGUGCUGACCAUCGCGCUGCCCGUUCCCGUUAUCGUGUCCAACUUCGCCAUGUACUAUUCGCACACGCAGGCCCGGGCCAAGCUGCCGAAAAAGAGACGCCGGGUGCUGCCCGUCGAACAGCCCAGGGGGCCCAGGCUGCCGGGCCAAGGGCCUCCGCUGCAGAUAAACCAGCCGGGCGGCGGCCACGGGCCUUGCACCGGUGGCCCGGGCGGCAUGCCGCCCAACGUGGCCGGAGCGCCGGUCAACACGACCGGCGUGCCGGCCGUUAACCGGCGGAUGAACGCAGUCAAAAGUAAUCAUCCGAAAGACGGGAUGGGACCAAAAGUCGUGGGCGUAGCGAUGACGUUGAAUCCGAACGGUGUAGGGGUCAAAGCCGAGACCGUCUUGUCCACCGGCGGACCGAGGAAACAGUCGGCUACCAAAACGUAAACCUCAACGACCCCGUUGAUGAUAAUAUUUACUCAAAUAAAUAAACAAUAAUUGGACCACGGCGGAAGUAGACCGGAACUCCAAACGGACGACCGGAAGUCAACGAAAACUUGUUAUUCUAAACGAUAUUAGCGUAAGACGAUUGCCGUCGAGUAAUCGUCGUCGUCGUUACUUUUAUCUUUUUCGAUUUUUUUUUGUUUCUUCGUUUUUUGAUCAUGUUUUUUUUUUCUAUCAUAUUAUUAUUCUUUCUCACGCUGCAGCUGACCGAUUUACUUGUUUUCUCCAAUAUCGUUACUUACAUUACUUACAUUUAUAAUUAGUCAUUACUUCAUUACAUAAUAUAAUACAGCAUGUUAUUAUAAUAUAUAUUCAUUCCGCUCCGUCGCUCCUUCACGGUGUACAAAAUACAUAAUAUUAUGUUUUUCUUCAAACAAAUUAUUCACCUCAAAAUAUGACCAAAUUGUUAUAAUAUUUAAACAAAUUUUAUUAUUACCAUUUUCCGGACAUAACAAUAAUAAUAAUAUAACGUCGUUUCGUUAGUAAAAUAGUUUCUAUAUUAUUGUUCGUUGUUUCAGACCAGAACCAUGGUAAACAAAUUGUAUUAUGAUACCUUAAAAUAGUAGAUAAACGUAGAUUGUCGAGUCAAUAUAAUAUUUUCCAUAAGCUGAUUUAAACCGAAGUAACCAUCGAGUAGUAGUGACUUGAGACGACGAAUUGAGAUAGCUGGCUAGCCAAUACCGUUGUAUUGACCCAUAAAUUAAUAUCCAAGAACUUUCAAAAGGCACCUAGUACCAUCUAUCAUACUAGUGGCAAGUUACUAUGAAAUGACAUAUUACUAUUGGUUUAAAUAAAACAAGAUGGUGAACUUCAUAGAAAAACAAUAGAUUUUAAAAUCACUAUUUUUGAUUGGCCUCACCUUAACGCAAUAAUAACGUAAACUGAUAAGAAAUACUGAUAACAAGUAGUUGAUUGCCGACGGUCGAUGGUGAUAACGUUAGAGAUGUUUGAUAACAUUUCUUAGACCACUUUGUAUACAACAGAAGGAUAAUUUUUAUUUUCGUUAUUUGGUCACACUGUGCUGAGAUGUUGUUAAGGUUGGCACUAAGAAUUUUGCCCAAGUUGUAGUGAAACUGCAAUAUCAGUUUGUGAGACACUUUACAAAUGGGCCGUUGGCUAUCCUGUUAUCUUAAUUCGUAGUUGUUGUCUAAUAAUGAUAAUACAAAAUCAGUGGUACAAACAUAACAAAAAUAUCAGUGCAGGAACUUGUGUUUUACUGAAAGUCGUCGCUUUCAUGUUGUGAUAUUAGAUAGUCCUAGGUCAUAGUGUUUCCGGUGUACGUGAGCCUUUAUAGUUUUAAACAGAUAAAAAAAAUGUGUACGUCCUUCGACAGCUUCUUUAUACAGCUAUAAUAAUAUUAUUAUUGUUACUGUUUUUGACAAUACAAUAGCUGAUAUCAUUAUUAUUAUUAU